Molecule: messenger RNA, 2526 nt
Organism: Symbiodinium sp. CCMP2456
Lineage: Eukaryota; Dinophyceae; Suessiales; Symbiodiniaceae
Source: the annotation of a GenBank genome assembly
AUGUCUAGGUAUCAGCGCCGCUGCCACUUGGCAGGAAGAGGGGAUGAGGCCAACUUCCCUCCUCAGAGAUCAAGUGCAGACCAGCACUGGCUGAAUAUCCGUGCUAUGUCCUCCCAGUCGUAUCUGGAUGAUCAGCAGUUGCUACGGGAUACCAUCGCCAUAGGGUGGGCCGAAGACGAUUGUCAAGGAUUCAAAAUCAUUCGUAUCAGAAUGGUCACGAAAGACCUUCAAGUUGCAACGCGACUUUUCGACUUGAGCCGUUCAGCUCACAAGAAGGCGGUCCACAAAGUCGAGCACGCCAAGGCAGCCAUACAUCAGGUUUUUCCAGAGCCGGAGCAGCAGAAGCGCUUCGCCAACUUGGUGAAGGUGUUCACCACUGAUGGCGAGCCAGCGGAGCUGGCGGCAGCAGCCAUAUCGCACCCGACCAUUUUCCCGCAAUUGCGGGCAGUGUGGAGAUGCCUUUUGCAUUCAGCACAGCGAUCGCAAGAGAAUGCGAUCAAGUCGUGCGACCGCGCGGAGCGCCUCAUGAGCGAGCUGAUCAACCGGUUCAGUGAUUCCAGUGGUGCUGGAGGCCUUGCCCGGGCACUGCACAACUCGCCUUUGCUGCGGACCAAAUUUCAGGCCGUUGAGGCACGUGAUCUCGAUGCACUGGGGCAGGCAUCAAGGUCAUUGACCUUCGCGCAGCAGCGCUUCACAACAAUCACCGAGGCAUUCAGGCUCGUCAGCCUGCGGGUGAACACUGUAAUCUCUUUCCUCAGCGAGCUUCGCGCUGCAAGAGGCGCCCAUGCCGCCUGGGCGGCAAAAUUGCUGGAUGAAGUGUCUCAGAUCGCUUUCAUGUCGCGUGGCGUGCGAUUGCUCCAGCAGGAGCUUACAAAGCUCUUUGAAUUCAGUGGCCCGAACAGCUCCAUACCACCCCUGGUGUUGGACUUGGAGCGGUACAAUUCUGGCUUCGUGGCCCUGCUACGCAAAGCUCUGGUGAAGCGUGACCCAACAGGCAGCUGUGCCAUCCUCGGUGACGGGGAGCUGCUCUUCCAUCGCCCAGGACUUUCUGCGCGCGAGUUCAAAGAAGCAGUGGUCAAACAGCUGGGCUGCAUUCGCAAUUUGACCGACGUCUUUCUUCGCUCCAUCGCCGCGGAGCACCAAGCUGGGAUCGGCGAAUGCUUUGGUGCACUGGAUAUAGAGAAGGGCGCGGCAGCCAGGCCAGCUCUGCUUGAGCCCCUCGCGAAACUACUCGGAUCUUCUGCAGGCAGCGAGCUCGCGAAAGAGAUCAAUGCUGUGCGACCGACGUGCGAGCAGCUCAUACAGUCGGGCAUUUCAUCUCCUAUGGAGUACUGGGCGGAAGCCUUGAAACACUGGGGAAAACGACUGCCAGUGCUUCGCGAGGCUGUCGUUGUGAUGCUCUGCAUGUUCGAAGGGACGGGUCUGCUGGAGCAGAACUUAUCAUCAUUCAGAGCAAUGCAUCGUGACCAGAAGCGCAACACGUCCCCGGACACCCUUCGUUGCCUUCUGAAGGUCAUGGUUGAUUGUGACCCUGUCGUCACAUUCAAUAUCUUGAGCAAGGAGUAUAAGCUCAGUGAUUUUGGGAUUCGUGCUUACAACAGGUACCGCUCCUUGUUCGGUGCAGCCAGAAAUGCGCCAGCCUCCUUGCUGCCCCGUAGGACUAUGAACCGUCGAUGUUCUUCGACGGGACUUGCAGCUUUGAAACGCCUGCAAGUCCAACAGAAGGCAGAAGCCGUGCCCAAGGAGUUGCCGCUGGAAGAAGCGAGAUCCUUGAAGCGUGCCCUCGACACGUCUGCUGAGGAACACUCCACUAAGCGGCAGAAGAAGAUGGUGGUUGCUUUGGCGGAGCGGGUGACAGCCAAAUUGGCCUUGGUUUCGCCGGCCGCUUUUGCUAAGGAUGCCCGUGAGCGCUUACAGAAGCUUCAGCGUGAGGAUGAAGAGGAGUUCAAGAAAUUGGACGGCAUGCAGCUGCGGGAGCUGAAAACGGCUGAGAUUCUGGGUGAUGCGCAGAAUGGGCUGGCCGUUUGCAUUAUCAGCAAAAAUGAGAUUCCCAACGCAGACAAGAUCGUCAAAGACAAGGCAAAGGCGUUGUCUCAGCUUUGUGGGCUGCGUGUUUGUCAUUUGACAAGCAGCAGUCUAGUGGCGAGGUGUUUGCGGGCAAAGUUUGUGAUUUUUCUUGCAACCUCCAAGGAGGCAGAGGCAGGUUUGAUUUAUCAUGGCAGUGAAAGUCAUCAGGGGCUCGAUCUCGGGGCAUGUGUCAGCCGGUUGGUCGGAGGCUACAUAGCCGGCCCUGCUUGGAUGGCAGAGUGCAUUCGUCGUGGACAGCUCUUGACGCCUUUGCUUCGUUUGAGCCCGGCCGCGAAAAUGCCGAGGCAGGUUGGCUUCGAUGACACUUUGCCACAACAAGUUGCAGUUCUGAAGCUGCUUUCUGCUAUUGAGACCGAUGAUCUGGGAUUUCGGCAUUGGAUCAUUCGAUCCAAAAGAGAGGCACUGACACUGGCUACGACUUUAAUCAUAUUUUACUGA